Molecule: messenger RNA, 972 nt
Organism: Chara braunii
Lineage: Eukaryota; Viridiplantae; Streptophyta; Charophyceae; Charales; Characeae
Source: the annotation of a GenBank genome assembly
GUGUUGGGCAGACAGAUGGGGGGCAGAGUGUGGCCGGACCCCAAAGCAGCAGGCGUGGAAAAAAGCGGGGGGGGCAAAUGGUGAUGCCAAAAAAAAAAAAAAAACAGAACAUCCCGUGGAGUUGGAGGAGAGGAUCACACUGUUGAGAUUGAUGGUCGAGGAUGACGCCCUCAUGGCCGACGUUGGGGCCCAGCAUCGGUUCAAGAAGAGGAAGGAGUGGUAUGAGUGGGUGCACGAUCGAAUGGCGGAUCAUAGGUUUCCGCACAGGUCAGCGGAGGAUUGCCAUAAAAAGUGGCAGGGCAUGAUGGCUGCAGCGAAGUUGAUUCUCAACAAGUGUGAGAAUGCUUCGGGCAAACCUUCAUACUGGGACAUGACUAUGGAGGAACGGAAGGCGGAGCAGGUGCCAGUAGGCUUUGAGAAAGCGUUAUGGGAAGCGAUUGAGUGGCAACUGAAUCGUCCCUCCAUCAAGUGUGACAACACGCUGGCGUCGGAGAACCUGUCGGGUAACGCGGGAGGGCCAUCAACGGAGACCGGUCCACCACAACCCUCGUCGGGGAAAAGUGGUUCCGACGGUAGAGCAACGGAAGAUUCCGACAAUGUAGCGAAGACGCGGAGGACGAAUACAAGUAAAGCGAGGAUGGACGACACGACCAGCGGUGGGACAGUAUUAGGGAGGGCGAUGGAGGACGCAACACGGUCGUACAACGAAGGUCUGGAUAAGGCUGCUACCACCCUGCGAAGGCGACGUCGGAGGCCGGCACAGCGAUCGCAGCGAAGAUUGGUGACGACGUCGCAGAUGCCAUGCGUGGGGGGAACACCGUCCUCGAAAUGCUUGUGGGGGUUCUUGCUAGGCGUGGGGGUGGGGGGAACAGCGGUGCACAGUGGAGGGCGGACACUGAACCCUCGUCACGUUAGCACUCGAGGAUAACAUGUCAUAAAAAAAAGGAGCACAAAUAAAAAAAGAAAAAAAAG